Molecule: messenger RNA, 17636 nt
Organism: Loxodonta africana (African savanna elephant)
Lineage: Eukaryota; Metazoa; Chordata; Mammalia; Proboscidea; Elephantidae
Gene: HORMAD1
Product: HORMA domain containing 1
Exons: 14
Coding region: 16416-17606 (396 amino acids)
Source: RefSeq, a predicted model, not a curated record
GUUCAGUGGUAGAAUUCUCACCUCCCAUGUAGGAGACCAGGGUUCCAUUCCCCGCCAAUGCGCUUCAUGUACUGCCAACACCCACCUGUCAGUGGAGGCUUGUGUCUUGCUAUGAUGCUGAACAGGUUUCUGCAGAGCUUCCAGACUAAGACAGACUAUGAAGAAAGGCCUGGAGAUCUACUUCCAAAAAUCAGCCAAUGAAAACCCUAUGAAUCACAACGGUCUGAUCUGUAACUGAUCAUGGCGAUGGCACAGGACCAAGUAGAGUUUUGCUCUGUGGUGCGUGGAAUCCCCAUGAAUCUGGGCCAACUCACCAGCAGCUAACGAUAAAUGAAAUUAUAAAUGUCCUGAGGGCUCAGAUUGUGCCUUUACACAUAAAAGGAUCCAAUUAAUGUUUUUAAAUCAAUGAUGUCAAAGUGAACAAAAGCUUAAAGAUCAUCUGGUUUUGGGGGGACCUCAUGCUACCAAGAAGCACCGGGAGCAGAGCACAUCCUUUGGACUUGGAGUUCCUGUGUGGAGAAGCUCCUAGUCCAGGGGAAGGUUUUACAAGAAAGGCCUUCCUCCAGAGUUGAAAGAGAGAGAAAGCCUUCCCCUGGAGCUGAUACCCUGAAUUUGGACUUCUAACAUACUAGACUGUGAGAAAAUUAAUUUCUCUUUGUCAAAGCCAUCCACCUGUGGUAUUUCUGUUACAGCAGCACUAGAUGACUAAGACAGAAUUUGGUAUGGAGAGAGUGGGGUGCUGCUCUAACAGAUACCUAAAAUGUGGACGUGGUUUUGAAACCUGAAUGACAGGGAAGCAGCAGUGGCAGAGACCUAGCAGCAACAGAACCAGGAAACCAGUGUGGGAUGGUGCUGGAGCCAAUCCAUGGAGCAAGAGAGCUGAGUGCCUGUGUGCAGGAGGCUUCCUAGCAGAGUGGGGUGCCUCCAGGCACUUAUUGGUGGAGCUAAGCUUUGGCACACUUGCCCCAGCAGGGCAGGUGCAGGUGUGAGACCUGAGGCACCGAGAGGCCAAGAAACCAGGAAACAGAAGCUGAAGGGACAAAGAACACAAGCUGAGCUGCCACAGUCUCAAAAUGUAUGGUCAUGACCUCAUGGGUUUCAAACGGUGGAGCCAUGGCUUCUAGUGUUUCUAAGGGUGGAGUCGCCAUUCAGAUAGACUAGGAGAAUGGUGAGUCUAAAGCCGAGGGAGCAGAGUUGCUGUCCCAGUGGGCCUGGAAGGUGGUGCUGAAGCCCAGGGCCGAGGAGCUUCCAUUCAGAAUCCAGAGAGUGUGGCCAAUACCUAAAGUUUGGAGGGCAGGGCCAUUGUUUAAAUUGUCUCAGAGAACAGGGGAUUAUUUUCAAAGCCUUGAGGGCUGAUGUAAUAUGUUCUGCUGACUUGCUUGGUGCCUGUCGUCCCUUCUUUUUCUCCAGUUUCUCCCAUUUGUAAUGGAAAUGUCUAGCUUGUGCCUGUUCUGCCAUCGCACCUUUGGAAGCAGAUAACGUGUAUUCUAGAUUUCACAGAUGAAGAAUUUUUGGAUUUUGGACUUGAGUUAAGAUUUUUGCUAUGAUGUGACAGGGUAUGUUUUGCAUGGUGCAAGUGAGACAGGUAGGGCUAAUUGUGCUGGCAGAACAAAAGAGCUGUUAAAAGAUUACUUCUAGAAGUUGGGAAAACAGGAACCACAUCCUGUCAAUAUGAGAUAAAGUUAAAACAACCCAUGAAUUACUACCUCCUCCUUAGUGUUUUUCUAGUCCCUUCCCCCUUUACAGGCUCUGCAUGAGCAGAAGAACAAAGUGUGACCACUGUUUAACCUUCCUUAGUCCGUCGAAGAGGGUGAUGUAGUGCUGAAGAUCAGUGUGCCUGCACCAUAUGCCCUAAUAAAUGAUGCCAAGGGUUGCCGAGAGGACUUCGUCUUGAAUAUCAGCAGGUUCCAUCUUGGAUUCCAGAUAUGCGUGCAACCUAAUUAGUCUGCACCGUUAUUCUGAGAAGUACCCGCCCCUUGAAAGAAACCCACUAAAUAUUCAUUACUCUAUUGUCUCCACCAAACCUAUAUAAGCCCUAGCCUUGCUUCCCUUUUCAAGUCAGUCUUUUGGAGUGGCAUAAGCCCCCACUGACUCUUCUACUUGUCACAAGUAAAAUAAACCUGUUAGAGCUGAAUCCAAAAUUGUCUCCUCUGUGUAUUCUUACGAGAGAAAGACAAGAACCCAUUGAGUCCAGAGGGCCUCCGUGCCCUCCGCGGUAACACAAGGAUGUGAUUUUGGGGGGGCUAAGGGGUCAUGGAUUGAAUUGUGUCCCCCCAAAAUAUGUGUUAACUUGGUUACGCCAUGAGUUCCAGUAUUGUAUGGUUGUCCUCUAUUUUGUGAUUGUAAUUUUAUGUUAAAGAGAAUUCAGGUGGGAUUGUAACAUAACCCUCACCCAGGUCACAUCCCUCAUCCAAUGUAAAGGGAGUUUCCCUGGGGUGUGGCCUGCACCACAUUUUAGCUCUCAAGAGAUAAGAAGGGAAUGGAAGCAAGCAGAGAGGGGGACCUCAUAUCACCAAGAAAGAAGCACCGGGAGCAGGGUGCAUCCUUUGGGCUCUGAGUUCCUGCGUGGAGAAGCUCCUAGUCCAGAGAUUGACGAGAAAGCCCUUCCUCCAGAGCCAACAGAAAGAGAAAGCCUCCCCUGGAGCUGACACCCUGAAUUUGGACUUCUAGCCUACUAGACUGUGAGAAAAUAAGUUUCUCUUUCUUAAAGCCAUCCACUAGUGGUAUUUCUGUUAUAACUGCACUAGAUGACUAAGACAGUCCUCAAAGUAACAUCUUUGUUUUUUAACAAUUUAAAGAGGUCUUGUGCAGCAGACUUGCCAAUGCAAUGCAUCAUUUGAUUUCUUGACAGCUGAUUCCAUGGGCAUUGAUUAUGGAUCCAAGCAAAAUGAAAAAUUUGACAACUUUAAUAUUUUCUCCAAUUAUGAUGAUGUUGCUUAUUGGUCUAGUUGUGAUGCUUUUUGUUUUCCUUAUGAAGGCUGUAGUCUUUGACCUUCAUCAGUAAGUGCUUCAAAUCCUCUUUGCAUUCAGCAAGCAAGGUUAUGUCAUCUGCACAUCACAGAUUGUUAAUGAGUCUUCCUCCAAUCCUGAUGCUGCCUUCUUCAUAUAAUCCAGCUCCUCAGGUUAUUUGCCCAGCAUACAGCUUGAAUUAAUAAGGUGAAAGGACACAAUAAAAAAAUUUUUAAGAGACCAUCUGUUUUCAAGCACUUUGGAAGAAUUAUUUUAAUAAUAAAUAAUUAAACUAGUUAGUUCAAAUUAAUUUUAUCUAGUUAUUGGCAGUUUGGCCAAGGCCUUUUUUUGGCGAAUAAUUAAGUCAGCCUGAAUAAAACAGGCAAACUGCAUAGAAACUGCAUAUUUUCAUCUAAUUUAGAUUAUCUUCCUCACAAUUGCUCUAGAUUAGAAGAUGAGUUCUGCUCUGGACAAGAAGCAGGAACUUUAAAUUUUACAAGUUAAUGCCCAUGACAUGAAAAAUGUAUGGGAUAAUAUCAUUAAUAAACAUUAAGCAACUACUAGCCUAAAGGUUGGCAGCAUCUGGGGAGACAGGCCUGGUGAUCUGCUUCCAAAAGGUCAGUCUUGAAAACCCUAUGGAGCAGUUCUGCUCUGCACACAUGGGGUCGCUAUGAGCCAGAAUCUACUUGACAGCAGAUAACAGCAACAACAAAACUGACCUUAAACUAAUUUCCCUAUUUCUGGCUCUCUCACCCAAAAACACAUUUUAAGGAUCAAAGAUUAGACAGGACUAUAAAACAAAAAAUAAUACAUGUGAGUAAUGUGCUUCUUAGCUUAAUCAGAUAUAUGAGACCAAAUGCGCAGCUCCUGUCCAAAAGCAGGAUGAGAAGACAGGAAGACACAGGAACUGGCUGAAUGGACACAGGGAACAUGGGGUGGAAAAGGAGAGUGUGCUGUCACAUUGUGGGGAUUGCAACUAAUGUCAAAAAACAACAUGUGUGUAAAUUUUUGAAUGAGAAAUUAAUGAACGAGCUGUAAACUUUCACCUAAAGCACACAAAAAAGAAAACAAACAAAAAAAGAAUUGUUAAGUAAAAACAUCAGAGUUUAAAAGUAUUCGCCCUAAGACACUCUUCUGAACUGGAACUGAGGCCACUCCUGGAGACCACCUUUCAGCCAAACCAUAGCCAGACUCGUAAAAUAAACAAUAACACUUGAGAGGAAUGUGCUUCUUAGAACAAUCAAUUAGCAACAAUCAAUUAACAAUUAACAAUCAACAAGCUACAUUUGCCCAAAAGCAAAGACGAGAAGGCAGGACAGGGUAGAAAAUCAGGAUGAAAGGAAACGGUAAUCUAGGAUGGAAAAGGGGAGACUGCUGACACAUUGUGGGGAACGAAACUAAUGUCAUGGAACACUUAAUAUACAAACUAUCAAACGCGAAACUGAUUUGCUCUGUAAACUUUCACCUAAUGCACAAUAAAAUUUUUUUUAAAUAAAAGUAUUCAGUUGAUUGUUCUUCAGUUUUUAACAUAAAUUUUGUUUUACCCACAAAAGUGACUGUAAGUGGAAGUAAAUCAGCAGUUCUGAAUCUCUGUCAUGCCCUGGAUCCCUCUGGGAGUCUGGUGAAGCCUAUGGAUGCCGUUUCAGAAUUGUUGUUAGGUGCCGCUGAUUCGGUUUUCGACUCACAGCGACCCUAUGCACAACAGAACGAAACACUGCUGGGUCCUGAGCCGUCCUUACAAUCGUUGUUAUGCAGGAGCUCAUUGUUGCAGCCACUGUGUCAAUCCACCUCGUUGGGGGUCGUCUUCUUUUCCGCUGACCCUAUACUCUCCUAAGCAUGAUAUCCUUCUCUGGGGACUGAUCCCUCCUGACAACAUGUCCAAAGUAUGUAAAACACAGUCUCGCCAUUCUUACCUCUAAGGAGCAUUCUGGCUGUACUUCCAAGAGAUUUGUUCGUUCUUUUGACAGUCCAUGGUAUAUUCAAUAUUCUUCGCCAAUGCAACAAUUCAAAUGCAUCAAUUCUUCUUCGGUCUUCCUUAUUCAUUGUUCAGCUUUCACAUGCAUAUGAUGUGAUUGAAAAUACCAUGGCUUGGGUCAGGCGCACCUUAGUCUUCAAGGUGACAUCUUUGCUCUUCAACACUUUAAAGAGGUCCUUUGCAGCAUAUUUACCCAAUGCGAUGCAUCUUUUGAUUUCUUGACUGCUGCUUCCAUGGCUGUUGAUUGUGGAUCCAAGUAAAAUGAAAUCCCUGACAACUUCAAAUCUGUUCUCUGUUUAUCAUGAUGUUGCUCACUGGUCCAGUUGUGAGGAUUUUUGUUUUAUGUUGAGGCGCAAUCCAUACUGAAGGCUGUGGUCUUUGAUCUUCAUUAGUAACUGCUUCAAGUCCUCUUCACUUUCAGCAAGCAAGGUUGUAUCAUCUGCAUAACGCAGUUUGUUAAUAAGUCUUCCUCCAAUCCUGAUGUCCCGUUCUUCUUCAUAUAGUCCAGCUUCUCGUAUUAUUUGCUCAGCAUACAGAUUGAAUAGGUAUGCUGAAGGAAUACAACCCUGACGCAAACCUUUCCUGAUUUUAAACCAAUCAGUAUCUCCUUGUUCUGUCCGAACAACUGCCUCUUGAUCUAUGUAAAGGUUCCUCAUGAGCACAAUUAAGUGUCCUGGAAUUCCCAUUCUUUGCAAUGUUAUGCAUAAUUUGUUAUGAUUCACACAGUUGAAUGCCUUUGCACAGUCAAUAAUUAACACAGGUAAACAUCCUUCUGGUAUUCUCUGCUUUCAGCCAGGAUCCAUCUGACAUCAGCAAUGAUAUCCCUGGUUCCACGUCCUCUUCUGAAAUCGGCCUGAAUUUCUGGCAGUUCCCUGUUGAUAUAUUGCUGCAGCCGUUUUUGAAUGAUCUUCAGCAGAAUUUUGCUUGCGUGUGAUAUUGAUAUCAUUCUACAAUUUCCAUAUUUAGUUGGAUCACCUUUCUUGGGAAUAGGCAUAAACAUGGAUCUCUUCCACUCAGUUGGCCAGGAAGCUGUCUUCCAUAUUUCUUGGCAUAGAUGAGCGAACACCUCCAGCACUGCAUCUAUUUGUUGAAACAUCUCAAUCGAUAUUUUAUCAAUUCCUGGAGCCUUGUUUUUUGCCAAUGCCUUCAGAGCAGCUUGGACUUCUUCCUUCAGUACCAUCUGUUCUUGAUCAUAUGCCACCUCCUGAAAUGGUUGAACAUCGACUAAUUCUUUUUGGUAUAAUGACUCUGUGUAUUCCUUCCAUCUUCUUUUGAUGCUUCCUCCAUUGUUUAAUAUUUUCCCCAUAGAAUCCUUCACUAUUGCAACUCGAGGCUUCAAUUUUUUCUUCAGUUCUUUCAGCUUGAGAAACACCGAGCGUGUUCUUCCCUUUUGGUUUUCCAUCUCCAGCUCUUUGUACAUGUCAUUAUAAUACUUUGUCUUCUCAAGACGCCCUUUGAAAUCUUCUGUUCAGUUCUUUUACUUCAUAAUUCUUCCUUUUGCUUUAGCUGCUCGAUGUUCGAGAGCAAGUUUCAGAGUCUCCUCUGACAUCCAUCUUGGUCUUUUCUUUCUUUCCUGUCUUUUCAAUAACCUCAUGCUUUCUUCAUGGAUGAUGUCCUUGAUGUCAUUCCACAAGUCGUCUGGUCUUCGGUCACUAGUGUUCAAUGCGUCAAAUCUAUUCUUGAGAUGGUCUCUAAAUUCAGGUGGGAUAUACUCAAGGUCAUAUUUUGGCUCUCGUGGACUUGCUCUGAUUUUCUUCAGUUUCAGCUUGAACUUGCAUGUGAGCAGUUGAUGGCCUGUUCCACAGUCAGCCCCUGGCCUUGUUCGGACUGAUGAUAUUGAGCUUUUCCAUCAUCUUUUUCCACAGAUGUAGUCAAUUUGAUUCCUGUGUGUUCCGUCUGGCACGGUCAAUGCAUAUAGUCGCCGUUUAUGUUGGUGAGAGAAGGUAUUCGCAAUGAAGAAGUUGUUGGUCUUGCAAAAUUCUAUCAUUCAAUCUCUGGCAUUUUUUCUAUCACCAAGGCCAUAUUUUCCAACUACUGAUCCUUCUUCUGUUUCCAACUUUUGCAUUCCAAUCGCCAGUAAUUAUCAAUGUAUCUCGAUUGCAUGUUUGAUCAAUUUCAGACUGUAGCAGCUGAUAAAAAUCUUCAAUUUCUUCAUCUUUGGCCCUAGUGGUUGGUGCAUAAAUUUGAAUAAUAGUUGUAUUAACUGGUCUUCCUUGUAGGUGUAUGGAUAUUAUCCUAUCACUGACAGCGUUGUACCUCAGGAUAGAUCUUGAAACGUUCUUUUUGAUGAUGAAUCCAACGCCAUUCCUCUUCAAGCUGUCAUUCCCAGCAUAGUAGGCUAUAUGACUGUCUGAUUCAAAAUGGCCAAUACCAGUCCAUUUCAGCUCACUAAUGCCAAGGAUAUCGAUCUUUAUGUGUUCCGUUUCAUUUUUGACGAUUUCCAAUUUUCCUAGAUUCAUACUUCAUACAUUUCAGUUUCCGAUUAUUAAUGGAUGUUUGCAGCUGUUUCUUCUCAUUUUUAGUCGUGCCACAUCAGCAAAUGAAGGUCCUGAAAGCUUUACUCCAUCCACGUCAUUAAGGUCAGCUCUACUUUGAGGAGGCAGCUCUUCCCCAGUCAUCUUUUGAGUGCCUUCCAACCUGGGGGGCUCAUCUUCCAGCACUAUAUCAGACAAUGUUCUGCUGCUAUUUAUAAGGUUUUCACUGGCUAAUGCUUUUCAGAAGUAGACUGCCGGGUCUUUCUUCCUAGUCCGUCUUAGUCUGGAAGCUCAGCUGAAACCUGUCCUCCAUGGGUGACUUUGCUGGUAUCUGAAUACAGGUGGCAUAGCUUCCAGCAUUACAGCAACACGCAAGCCUCCACAGUACGACAAACUGACAGACACGUGGGGAUGUCUCAGAAUGAUGUUUUUAAAUGCAUAAAAUAAAACACAUAAGAUUACAAACAAAGCCAAUUCUACUGAAAUACAAUUUUUAAAACGUUAAAAAUAGGUCCCCAGACUUUCUGGUAGGCCAAGACAGGAACCAUUCCCAAAGCCAGCUCUUCAGAGAGGGAUUGGACUGGACUAUAAGACAGAAAAUGCUACUGGUGAGGAAUGAGUUUCUUGGGUCAAGUAGACACAUGAGAGACUAUGUGGGCAGCUCCCCUCUGGAGGGGAAAUGAGAAAGCAGAGGGGAAAGGAGCUGGCUUAAUGGGCACAGGGAAUACAGGGUGGAGAGAGGGAGAGUGCUGUCUCACUCUGGGGAGACUAACUAGGAGUAUAUAGCAAGGUCUAUGUAAAUUUUUGUAUGAGAGACUGACUUGAUUUGUAACCUUUCACUUAAAGCACAAUAAAAAUUUUAAAAAAAGUUAAAAAUAUAAAUUUGUGAUAUAGUAACAUACAUGCUUCUAUAUAAAUGCAUUAAAUAACAAGAGUUAAUAACUAUCCUGAAUUUGAAGUAUUGAUGAGGAUAAAUGAUAUUUCAAGAUAUCGGCAAAAAUUGUUAUGUGAUAUAAAAAUAUCUGGGUUUUCUUUUGGUGAUAAAGUCACAAGCAUUCCUACUAUUACUGUGGUUUAUGGACUAUGUUCAGAAUUGAAGGAAAUGCUGAAUUUCAUUUGUUGCUGUUAGGUGCUGUGGAGUGGGUUCCGACUCAUAGCGGCUCUAUAUACAACAGCACGAAACACUGCCUUGUCCUGCGCUAUCCUCAUGACUAUUGUUAUGCUUGAGCCCAUAAUUUCCAUUACAGGUUAAUAAAAAAAUUAAGAUGUUUAAUUUUUUUUCCAUACAAAUUCACAAAUUCCCUGAAUUCUAUCCAUGGAUCCCUUGUGGAUCUGGGAACCCCAAGUAAAGAACUCUUGAACUAAACAAGUAAACCAAAACCUGUUGCCAUCAAGUUGAUUCCAAUGCUUAACGACCCUAGAGGACAGAGUAGAACUGCCCCAUAGGGUUUCCAAGGAACAGCUGGUGGGUUCAAACUGCCGACCUUUUGGUUAGCAGCCGAGCUCUUAACCAUGGCGCCAUUAGGGCUUCAAACAAGAAAAGUAAUGAAGUAUUUAACAAAAAUCUUCACUGUAUAUCCAACACAGGGGGAAAACUUAGCAAUAAGUAAUUUUAAACUUAUAGAAAUAAAACAUUUUUUAAUUGUGCUAAGAUAUAUAUCACAAAAAAAUUUUGUUUAACCAGUCUUCAGUGUACAAUUCAGUGACAUUAUUCACAUUCACCAAGGUGUGCAACUCUAUUAUCUAUUUCCAAAAAAAAUUUCAAUAACCCUAAACAUAAACCUAGUACUUAUUAAGUAGUAACUCCACAUUUUCUCCUUCUCCUAGCCUCUGGUAACCACUAACAAACUUUUGUCUCUAUGCAUUUUCUGUUCUAGAUAUUCUAUACAAGUGGAAUCAUACAGUAUUUUGUCCUUCUGAAUCUGACUUAUUUCACUCUCAUGUUUUUAAGAUCCAUCCAUGUGGCAGCAUGUAUCAGAACUUCAUUUCUAUUUAUGGCUGAGUAAUAUUCUAUUGUAUGUAUGUAUGUACCAUAUUUUAUUUAUCUUUUCAUUUGUUGAUAGAUUUUGGGUAAUUUCUACCUUUUGACUCUUGUGAAUAAUGCUGCAGUGAACAUUGGUGUAAAGAAUAGGUUUCAGUCCUUGCUUUCAAGUCUUUUGGGUAUGUGCCUAGCAGUGGAAUUGGUGGAACAUAUGCUAAUUCUGGGUUUAACUUUAUGAGGAACUACCAAACUGUCUUCCAUAGUGGCUGCACAUUUUACAUUCCCACCACAAUGGACAAGGGUUCCAAUUUCUCCACAUCAUUGCCAACACUUGUUAGUUUUCAUUUUUCUGGUAAUAGCCUCUCCAGUGGGUAUGAGGUAGUAUACUAUUGUGGUUUUUAUUUGCAUUUCCCUAAUGACUAAUGACUUUUAGCAUCUUUUCAUAUGCUUGUUGGCCAUUCAUAUAUCUUCUUUGGGGAAAAGUCUAUUGUGCAUUUUUUUUAAUUGGGUUAUUUGUCUUUUUGUUAUGGUGUUGCAGGAGAUCUUUAUAUAUUAUAGAUAUUAGACCCUUAUCAGAUAUAUGGUUAGCAAAUGCUUUCUCCCAUUCUGUAGUUUGGCUAAGCCAUUUGUUUUUAAGAAAAUAAAAAUUUUAAAACAAAAAAUAAAUUUAAGGAAAAAUAUUGAAAAAUCUCCAUCCCUCUUCUUUAUCCUAUAGGCUCAGAUGCCCCAUCCUUAAAAGUAACCAUUGUUAUUAGUUUCUUGUAUAUCUUUCUACAAUUUGUUAUGUAUAUAUGAGCAAAGUUUUAAAAACAUAUGUUGUUGUGUGCUCUUGAGUUGACUCAGACCCAUAGUGGUCUUAUACAACAGAGUAGAACUGCCCCAUAGGGUUUCCUAGGCUGUAAUCCCUAGGGAGCACAUCGUCGGGUCUUUUCUCCCACGGUGCCACUGAGUGGGUUCAAACCGCCAACCUUUCAGUUAGCAGCCAAAAACUUAACAAUUGCACCAACAGAGCUCCUUAUCAAAGUACAUAAGGAACUAUAAUUUGUUUACAAAGUAUAAGCAAAUAAUUUAUUUGAAAACUCUUUAUAGUCUUAUAAAAAAUAAUAAUGGUUUAUAUAGAAUUUAGGAGUCCUGGUGGUGCAACAGUUAAGCACUUAGCUGCUAACAGAAAGGCUGGCAAUUCAAACUCACUCAGUGGCUCCAUGGGAGAAAAGACCUGGUGAUCUGCUCCCAUACCAAAAAAAAAAAAAACCCAGUGCCAUCGAGUCGAUUCCGACUCAUAGUGACCCUAUAGGACAGAGUAAAACUGCCCCAUAGAGUUUCCAAGGACCAUCUGGCGGAUUCAAACUGCUGACCCCUUGGUUAACAGUCAUAGCACUUAACCACUACGCCACCAGGGUUUUUUGGCUCCCAUAAAGAGUAAAAAACCAAAACCAAACCCAAACCCAUUGCCAUCAAGUCAAUUCUGAUUCACAGUCGACCCUGUAAGGACAGGAUACAACUGCCCCAUGGGUUUCCAAGGCUGUAAAUUCUUAUGGAUGCAGACUGCCACAUCUUUCUCCUUCUGAGCAACUGCUGAGUUAGAACUGCUGACCUUUUGGUUAGCAGCCAAGCACUUUAACCACUGCAUUACCAGUCUCCUUCCGUAAAGAGUACAGCCUAGAAAACCCUACGGGGCAGUUCAACUCUGUCACACGGGGUCGCUAUGAGUUGGAAUCAACUUGUCAACAUCUAACAACAGCAGCAUUGAUUCCGCCUCAUAGCAACCCAAUAGGACAGAGUAGAACUGCCCCAUAGGGUUUCCACGGAGCAGCUAGUGGAUUCAAACUGUCAACCAUUUUGAUUAGCAGCCAAGCUCUUAACCACUGUGCCACCAGGGACUCUAUUUACUUCCAGGUUUUUAAAAUAUUUGUAUUGCUAUUUUUGUAUUUAUCAAUUUUAGAUGGUAUCUAUAGACGUAGCUGUUUUGGUGGUAGCUGAGGUUUUAGAUCUCUUACACCACCACCAUCCAUUUCUCCACUCCCAUCCUCAUAUAUAGUGGCAUAGUUGGUUAAAUCAGUAGUCGAUGAUUGCAUUAUUAUGAUUCUAUGAUUCACUGGUGAACUGUUUCCUUUUUUACACACUUUUUGUUUUUCCUAUAGUUGUUAAUUCACAACUCAUCUGUCAGUUUGUCAUACUGUGGUGGCCUGCAUGUUGCUGUAAUGCUGGAAGCUAUGCCACCGGUAUUUCAAAUAUCAGCAGGAUCACUCAUGAUGGACAGGUUUCAGUGGAGCUUCCAGACUAGGACAGACUAGGGAAGAGGACCUGGCAGUCUACUUCUGAAAAAAUUGGCCAGCAGAAGCCUUAUGAACAGCAGCAGAACAUUGUCUGAUAUAGUGCCGGAAGAUGAGCCCCUCAGGUUGGAAGGCACUCAAAAUACAACUGGGGAACAGCUGCCUCCUCAAAGUAGAGUCGAUUUUAAUGAUGUGGAUGGAGUAAAGCUUUCAGGACAUUCAUUUGCUGAUGUGGCACAACUCAAAAUGAGAAGGAACAGCUGCAAACAUCCAUUAAUAAUUUAGGACAUGGAAUGUACGAAAUAUGAAUCUAGGAAAAUAGGAAGUUGUCAAAAAUGAAAUGGAACACACAAAGAUCGAUAUCUUAGGCUUUAGUGAGCUGAAAUGGACAGAUGUUGGCCAUUUUGAAUCAGACAAUCAUAUGAUCUGCUACACUGGGAAUGAGAAACUGAAGAGUAAUGGCAUCAUGUUCAUCGACAAAAAUAACAUUUCAAGAUCUAUCCUGAAAUACAGUCCUGUCAGUGACAGGAUAACAGCCAUACGCCAACAAGGAAGACCAGUAAAUAACAGCCUUUAUUCAAAUUUAUGCACCAACCACUGAGGCCAAAGAUGACAAAAUUGAAGAUUUUUACCAACUUCUGCAGUCUGAAAUUGAUCAAACAUGCAGUCAAGAUGCAUUGAUAAUUACUGGUGAUUGGAAUGCAAAUGCUGGAAACAAAGAAGCAGGAUAAGUAGUUGGAAAAUAUGGCCUUGGUGAUAGAAAUGGCACUGGAGAUCACAUGAUAGAAUUCUGCAAGACCAGUGACUUAUUCGUUGCAAACACCUUUUUCAACAACAUAAACAGCAACUAUACAUGCUGACCUCGCUGGAUGGAAUACACAUAUCAAAGGCUGGCACAGCUAAUUGUUUUAAUAAAGUAAAAAAUUAUCACUGACUUAAACAUGUUACUGAUUUAAAGUAGAGUAGCUAAAGCAAACAGAAGAAAUGAUGAAGUAAAAGAGCUGAAUAUAAGAUUUCAAAGGUUGGCUCGAGACGACAAAGUAAAGCAUUAUAAUAAAAUACACAAAGACCUGGAGAUAGAAAGCUGAAAGGGAGGAACAUGCUCGGCCUUUCACAAGCUGAAAGAACCGAAGAAAAAUUUCAAGCCUUAAUUUGCUAUGUUGAAGGAUUCUAUGGCAAAAUAUUGAAUGACUCAGGAAGCAUCAAAAGAAGAUGGAAGGAAUACAAAGACACACUGUACCAAAAAGAAUUGGUCGACAUUCACCCAUUUCAGGAGAUGGUAUUGAAUGAAGAAGUCCACGUUGCACUGAAGGAAUUGGCAAUAAACAAGACUCCAGGAAUUGAUGGAAUAGCAACUGAGAUGUUUCAACAACAGAUGCAAUGCUGGAAGCACUCACUCAUCUAUGCCAAGAAAUUUGGAAGACAGCUACCUGGCCAACUGACAGGAAGAGAUCCAUAUUUGUACCGAUUUCGAAGAAAGCUGAUCCAACUGACUGUGGAAAUUAUUGAACCAUAUCAUUAAUAUCACAUGCAAGUAAAAUUUUGCUGAAGAUAAUUCAAAAACAGUUGCAGCAGUACAUCAACAGGGAACGGCCAGAAAUUCAAGCCAGAUUCAAAAGAGGCCGAGGAACGAGGGAUAUAAUUGCUGAUACCAGAUGGAUCUUGGCUGAAAUUAGAGAAUACCAGAAAGAUGUUUACCUGGGUUUUAUUGACUAUCCAAACGCAUUUAACUGUAUGGAUCUUAACAGAUUAUGGGUAACAUUGCAAUGAACGGGAAUGCAAGAACACUUAUGUGGAAGCUGUACAUAGACCAAGAGGCAGUCAUUCGAACAAAAGCACUUACUGAUGAAGAUCAGUACGGAUUAUACCUCAACAUAAAAAAAGCAAAAAUCCUCACAACUGGAUCAAUAAGCAGCAUCAUGAUAAACAGAGAAAAUAUUGAAGUUGUCAAGGAUUUCAUUUUACUUGGGUCCGCAAUCAAUGCUCAUGGAAGCAGCAGUCAAGAAAUCAAAUGAGGAAGGGACAGGAACUGGAUGAAUGGACACAGGGAGCCUGGGGUAGAAAGGGAGAAUGUGCUGUCACAUUGCAGCAAUUGCAACCAAUGGCACAAAACAAAGUGUGCAUAAAUUUUUGAAGGAGAAAUUAACUUGAGCUAUAAACUUUCACCAAAAGCACAAUAAAAUUUAAAUUAAAAAAAAUCAAAUGAUGUAUUGCAUUGGGCAAAUCCGCUGCAAAAGACCUCCUUAAAGUGUUAAAAAGCAACGGUGUCACUUUGAGGUCUAAGGUACACCCACCAGGCCACAGUAUUUUCAAUCACCUCAUAUGCAUGUGAAAGCUGGACAACGAAUAAAGAAGAACGAAAAAGAUUUGGUGCCUUUAAAUUAUGGUGUUGGUGAAGAAUAUUGAAUGUACUGUGGACUACCAGAGGAACAAAUAAAUCUGUCUUGGAACAAGUACAGCCAGAAUGCUCCUUAGAAGCAAGGAUGGCAAGACUUAGUCUCAUGUACUUUGGUCAUGUUAUCAGGAGGGACUAGUACCUGGAGAAAGACAUCAUGCUCUGUAAAGCAGGUCAUCGAAAAAGAGGAAGACCCUCAAGGAGAUAGACCAACACAGUGGCUGCAACAAUGGCCUCAAACACAGCAAUGAAUGUGAGGAUGGUGCAGGACCAGGCAAUGCUUCCUUCUGUCGUACAUGGGGUCACUAUGAGUCGGAAUCGAAUCGAUGGCACCUAAGAACAACAACAUAGUUGUUAAUGACUCAAAAUAAAUUUAAUAUGCAGCACUAUAUCAUAAACUUAAUAUGCCAUCAUUAGGCAAUGUGGUUUAGUGGCCUCACUCUGACAACCCUGAAAUUAGUUGUGAUCUUGAAAAACCAACUUUACCUGAGCCUGUUUUCUCACCUCUAAAAUAGGAGGUAAUACUUGCCCUGUCGUUCUCACAAGGUUCUUGUGAGAAGCAAAGUAACAAUGAGAUAGUGAAUGUGAAAGGCCCUUAUAAAUUAUGUGAGCAAAAUAUAAGGCAAAAUAAUUAUUAGACCAAAGGUUUUACCAUUUUUGACCCUGAAACAAGAUUCUAAUCUUGAUUCCUCUGAUUAAGUGACUUUAGGUAAAUCUUUUCAUGAUUGAGGUAGCUGUUUUUUAACUGGUAAUACAAACAUCAAAAUUUAUGAAUAAUUACUCUAUGUUUACACUGCUUACACAAUUUAUUUGAAUAUAUAACUAAGUUUGUAAAAUAAGAAGCUUAUACUACUAAUCUGCUAAGUACCUGCCAGCUCUGAUUUUAUGAUUUUGCUUCUAAAUGACCUUACGAUUUUAUCUCAAACCUAUCUAUUGUCCCCAUAGACACAAUACAGUGGUGAUAUAUAAUAACUAGCGGACUGCUAAAGCAACUGGUUUCCUGAAGAUACAGGACACUAUAACGUGGGAAUGCAAUUAUGUGACAGAUUCAAUAACAAAAUAACAAAAUAAUCAAAUUAAUAUGAUGAAUUAAACAGCUGAUGAGAACACUUUGGUCCCCGCAGAAAAGCACUCUGUAUCGGAAAGGCUUUGCACACGCAAUUACUUCACCUUUGCGUGUUGUUACUGGCUUGUCGGGGCUGAGACGUGGCGCCAUAGAUUUCCCUGGCUUGGGGUUCCCGGCGUGCUUUGCGCGCUGUUCUUGGCGGGAAAGGUUACCUCGACUGAAGGGCAAAAGGCCACCGUCGCGUUCUCGCGGGCGCGGGCGACCGACCGUUGAAGGAAGGCGCAUGCGCCCCGAGCAAAGCGCGUGUCUCCUCGAGCCGCUUUUCUGGUCGCUGGAGUCGGGUCCUCAGACGUUCCGUAAUAUAUAUAUAUACGUAUUAUUCUUUGCUUUUUAAUCGCUUUUUCUGUCACCUCUCGUUUACAUUUAAGUUUCUAAAAGGCUUAAUGACAAAAUAUUUGGAGAAAAAUGUGUAUACCUUCUUAUUUUUCUCAAGAGGUUCUUCAGAUUAGGUUGACCCUAGCGUCUAGUCCAGGUCUCAUCAAAAUAGGUUUAUGUUAUACGUUUACGUUAAAGAGACUCUUCUGUGAACUCUUCUAGUUAAAUUGCUUCAUUAAGAAAAAUGAAAUUGGGGCAGAAAAAUUAUAAUUGAAACAUACAUCAAAUACACCCGUUGCCAUGGAGUCGGUUCCCAUUCAUAAAAAAAAAGGGACCCUUAAACGGCAAAAUACCAAGGUUGUAAUUGAGAAAUUAGAAUUAGUCACAAAAAUCUGUAGUAUUUUCUGUUGCCCUAUUAUGGCUGUUACACAGUAUGAAAAUAUGUUAUAUCCAGAGCCCUGCUGAAGUUCAGUGAAGGAAAGUUACUUGAUUUGGUUAUUUUGAAACUACAGAUUUUUAAAAUAAACAUUAGGUUAUUUUAAAGGAAUUUAGCUGGGCAGUUUUUCAUUACCUAAUGCCUACCAGCAAAAUGUUGUCAAUGCUUAAAUACUGUAACGAAAAGGAAGGUUGUGCCUUUUUUAAAAAGCGCUGAGUUUUACACAGUGCUAAAUAAAAAACUUGAUUUUUAGUAACCCAUUUAUUUGAGGCAUGCAAACAGCUUACAAUUAGGACAUUACUCGAGAUAGUUGUAAUGUGGACCUCUACCUUUUUUUAAAGAAUGAAAAUAAAUUUUUAGUUUAUUCACAUAAUAAUCUUUCCGACUUGUAAUAAACUAGAAUACCAGGGAUAAAAGUAAGUUCUGAAGUUAAUAAAAGCUUAUAUUUGUGUCACAAGGUUGAAUUAAAGAAAAUACUCUGUCAGAAGAAGAUGGCCACUGCACAGUUGCAGAGAACUUCCAUGAGUGCAUUGAUAUUUCCCAGUAAAAUAUCAACUGAGCAGCAGUCUUUGGUGUUAGUAAAGAGGCUCCUAGCAGUUUCAGUAUCCUGUAUUACGUAUUUGAGAGGAAUAUUUCCAGAAUGUGCUUAUGGAACAAGAUAUCUAGAUGAUCUUUGUGUCAAAAUUCUGAGAGAAGAUAAAAAUUGUCCAGGAUCUACACAGUUAGUGAAGUGGAUGCUAGGAUGCUAUGAUGCUUUACAGAAAAAAUAUCUAAGGAUGGUUGUUCUAGCUGUAUACACCAAUCCAAAAGACCCUCAGACAAUUUCAGAAUGUUACCAGUUUAAAUUCAAGUACACCAGUAAUGGACCAGUAAUGGACUUCAUAAGUAAAAACCAAAACAGCGAAUCUAACAUGUCAUCUGCUGACACCAAGAAAGCAAGUAUUCUCCUCAUUCGCAAGAUUUAUAUUCUAAUGCAAAAUCUGGGACCUCUACCUAAUGAUGUUUGUUUGACCAUGAAACUUUUUUACUACGAUGAAGUUACACCACCAGAUUAUCAGCCUCCUGGUUUUAAGGAUGGUGAUUGUGAAGGAGUGAUAUUUGAAGGGGACCCUAUGUACUUAAAUGUGGGUGAAGUCCCAACACCUUUUCACACCUUCAAAGUAAAAGUAACCACUGAGAAAGAACGAAUGGAAAACAUUGAUUCAGCUAUACUGUCACCAAAACUAUCAUUAAAAACACCACUUCAGAAAAUCCUGAUGGACAAAGAUGAUCUAGAAGAUGAACAGGAGCAUUAUAUAAAUGAUGAUUUUGACACUGGAACUAAAAUGGAAGAGCAAAAGAAAAACCCUGGAUCUCCUGAACUUGGAGAACCAAACUUGAUUUGCGAGGAAGAUGAAAUUAUGAGGUCUAAAGAAAGUCCAGAUCUUUCAGUUUCUCAUUCUCAGGUUGAGCAGUUAGUCAGUAAAACAUCUAAACUUGAUGUGUCUGAAAGCAAAACAAGAAGUGGAAAAAUAUUUCAGAGUAAGAUGGCUAAUGGAAAUCAACCAGUAAAAUCUUCUAAAGAAAAUCGGAAGAGACGUCAGCCCGAACCAGGCAAAAGAGUCCUCCAUCACUUUGAUUCUUCUAGUCAAGAGUCAGUGCCAAAAAGGAGAAAGUUUAGUGAACCAAAGGAACAUAUAUAAAAAUUAUUUUCUUUUCUGCCGUUUGCAAAG